Messenger RNA from Abrus precatorius (Indian licorice), 531 nucleotides. Its product is annotated as BON1-associated protein 2-like. Lineage: Eukaryota; Viridiplantae; Streptophyta; Magnoliopsida; Fabales; Fabaceae. The transcript has a single exon. Gene Ontology annotation, biological process: defense response. Bases 1 to 531 code for a protein of 176 amino acids. The record is from RefSeq and is a predicted model, not a curated record.
AUGAUUAAGGGAAGCAAAAGCAGAACACUAGAGGUAACGAUUUUAUCGGCGGAGGAUCUCCGCAUAAACGGAAAGGCGGCGAACAAGAACGUGUUCGUGGGUGUACGCGCCGACUCUCUGACGAGCCAAAUGACAACAAUGAAGGGCAAUGGCGAAGGAGGGGGGUUCCACACGUGGAACGAGAAGUUCUUGGUGGAGUUGCGCGAGCGCGUGAUGGAUGUAACGUUCGAAGUGAAGAGCAAAACGGGAACGCGUGUGAAGGACGUUGGCGUGGCGAGAGUGGCGGUUAAGGAUUUUCUUGGGGGGUCGGUUCCUAAUCACUGCUUGCAGUUUCUGAGUUACCGGUUGAGGGAUUGGGAUGGCUUGCGAAACGGGAUCAUCAAUUUUUCCGUUAGAGUUGUGGGGGCUGAAGAGGUUGUUGCUGGUUCUUGUGGGUCGCAGAAAGGUGCUCAGAGUGUUUCUUCCUGCGAAGGUGUUGUUACUGGCAUUCCCGUUCGGUGGAACGCCUCAACUAGCAUUAGUCAAGUUUGA